Messenger RNA from Penicillium soppii, 1557 nucleotides. RefSeq lists its product as uncharacterized. The transcript is spliced from 8 exons. Bases 1 to 1557 code for a protein of 518 amino acids. Gene Ontology annotation, molecular function: carbohydrate:proton symporter activity. Gene Ontology annotation, biological process: transmembrane transport; carbohydrate transport. Gene Ontology annotation, cellular component: membrane. Lineage: Eukaryota; Fungi; Ascomycota; Eurotiomycetes; Eurotiales; Aspergillaceae. The record is from RefSeq and is a predicted model, not a curated record.
AUGGGUCUUGUGGAAAAGUUUCUCCCAAAAGAUGACCGCGUUGCGGCGUUUCUGCUGUAUGGAAUGGUCUUUUCGACUUGCUUCAACGGGUACGAUGCUGGGAUCAUGACGGUCAUUCUAGCCGAUGAACAAUUUAUCGAGUACUACGGUAUUAAUGAUAACAAGUCGGGUUUGGUUGCCACGAUACCCUGGGCAAUGACAGGUGUGGCCCAACUUUGGCUUGGAGGCUCCCUCGCUGCAUGGCUUGGGCGUCUUUGGGCGCUGCGAAUCUCUAUAUGUAUCAUGAUUAUUGGAGUCAUCGUCCAAGUCGUUCCGAAUAGCUUUGGUGUUCUAAUAUUGGGAAGACUCUUAACAGGACUCGGCUUUGGCUGCGUCUACAUAGCAACAAAUCUUUACGUUGCCGAAUGUGCCCCCACCAAACUUCGCGGUAGCUUCGUUGGCACAGUAUCCCAAUUCGGCUACCAGCUAGGCACACUAAUAGCUUUCUGGGCCGGAUAUGGAAUGUCAUUCCACAAAUCGCCUUACAACGUUGCCUGGCGAGUAUCCAACGUCAUUCAAAUCCCUAUCGGGUUGGCCUUUGUCGUUGUCUCGUUCUGGUAUCCUGAGAGCCCGCGUUAUAUGUUGGAGAAGUAUCCCGAGACACCUGAACGGGCUUUGAAGGUGCUAAGUCGACUGCGAUCUGGUGCACCAACGGAUGAGCGCAUUCGAGUGGAGUUCCAUGAGCUUAUUGUUUCGUAUGAGUUCCGGAAGAGAUAUGAUAAGGGUUAUAUUGGGCUUCUGAAGGAUAAAAAUAUGCGGAAGCGGCUGCUUUAUGGUGUUUAUGCUGCGGGUCUUCAGCAGUGUGGGGGUAUUGCUUCGCUAACAAUGUAUGCCACGUUGAUCUAUCAGAGUCUUGGGUGGGACUCUGGGUCUCAAGCGCUGUCGAUUAAUGGGAUUCAAUCCGUUCUCCAGCUACUCAUUGUAUCUGUCAACACAUUCACUGUUGAGCGAUAUGGUCGACGCGGCCUUCUGCUUGCUGGUUUUUCUAUUCAGUCGUUGGCUCUUUUGAUCAUGUCUUGUCUUACGACUGCGUUCCCUUCAAAUGGGAAUAAAGCGGCUGCUAUCGUUGAGGUUGCUAUGCUUUUCAUUGUUGGGUUGACAUACUGCUGGUCUAACGGCCCCAUUGCCCCGACGGUGGUGACGGAAAUCUUUCCUCAGCAUGUCCGAGACAAAGGAUUUGGUCUCUCGAUGCUUGGUCAAACAUGCUGGCUUAUUCUUCUCACCCAAUCAUGGCCCUCUUUCAACAACACAGUCGGAGGUCGUAGUUAUUGGCUUCUUUUUGGUUUGAAUGUAGCUGCCGGGAUAUCUGUCUUUUUUAUUCUCCCAGAGACAAAAGGAAUUUCACUUGAGCGAAUGGACAAGAUCUUCGGGGGCCUUGAUACUGUAGAGGCUGGUGAAUGUGAAGGGAUCUCGGAGAAACGUGAAGCCCUAGCCAUAAUGAAGGGAAAUGAAGCUCCAGCUGCUCAUUUGGAGGAUGUUCAAGAGAACUCUCAGGCGCUGGAGAAACCUGCUGUGUAA